AAUGCCGAAGUGUGCGUGACGGCGUUCGGUCGGGGCUGGGAUGGUUGACCAAUCAGGAGGCCACAUCUUGAUCCUCGUGCGGCUCCGCGAAAGGAGGGGCGGGGUGCCAAGCUCUUUUUGGGGGGUCUCGGGAGGAAAUGGUGCUUCCUCUCGCGAUAUCUCUUCUCUAACGGUCGGAACGUUUCAAACAGGCAUGAGGCGCGCUUGGCACCUGUCAAUCACCGAGGGGUGGAGCUAACGGCUGUUGGUGCUUGCGGGAGCACGUGAUGCGGGCAGGUGUCACGCACGUGCUUUCACCUUCUUGCUGGUUGUUGUGUGUCAACGCCAUGGACUCUGCCUGGCUCCGGGAGCUCCUCACCAAGCGGCUCCGGAUUAGGCUGGAGUGCGGCACGUAUUCGGGCUGUCUCCGGCAUGUAGAUGCCGCGACGAAGGCCGUCGUGUUGGAUCAGGUUGAAGAUUUAGAAAAUAACAGGAAGCUGCCUGGUGUCAAAAUGUUUUUUGGUUAUGAGAUCAGAGAUUUGGAGAUCCUUGAUGGUUUGCCCACCAGAUCCAUGAAUAAAUCAGCAAAUAACAAUGAUUCGAGGGAUAAACUGGAGGACACAACUAUAGAGAACGAUUUUGGAGAGCAACGUUUUUCAGAGUUGGAGGAUGAAAGUCUGAAAUAUAUAGUCAUCGACCAAUUUCAUCAAAAGUUUGGUCCUGCUAUCUUUCACAUUAAAAAGCAAAGUGCAAUUGGAGUGGCAGUGGAAGGUAUUGAUAUCUGCCGCUUUGGGAAGCUGUGCUUGAUACAGAUAGCAACAGUGAAUCAAAUUUAUUUGUUUGAUAUCUUCCUUCUGGGACCAGUGGCAUUUAAGAAUGGACUGAAAAUGAUUUUAGAGGACUCUGAUAUACUGAAAGUGAUCCAUGACUGUCGCUUGGUAUCAGACUGCCUGUAUCAUCAAUAUAGAGUGGAUCUCACCAAUGUCUUUGAUACACAGGUUGCAGAUGUUCUGCAGUUCUCUUUAGAAACAGGAGGUCUUCUUCCCAGCUGCGUCAGUACGUUGGAAGAAUGCCUGGUCCGUCACCUCUCCCUCCCCACAACUAAAGCCUUGUUCCUGCAGCACAGUGCGUGUGCAGUCAAGGAAAACCCAAAAGUAUGGACCUGCCGUCCACUUCCUACAGGCUUGAUGCAGAGAGCAGGAUUAGAAGUCAUGUACCUGCUUUCACUCCGUUCCGUCCUGAUGGACAAAUUAAUGAUGGAUUUCACAACUCAAGUGGACAACUAUCUGAGCAUGUACAGAAAUAUGCCCUGUAUUAAUCUUGGAAGUGCUGAGCAUUACUCAAUGGAGCUUCCAUAUGAAUUGAAGGAAUUAGCUGUCAUUCAGAGACUAAGAAGAGGGGAUGCUAUGAAAAGCUACAAAAUAGAUGAAAAUGGCCUUCUGGUGAGACCACACCCUCAAUUUGAGAAAACUUCUGAAGCAGAAGGAAGGAUCAUAAACACAGAUGACAUUCCAGAGCUUGAAUCCAUCGAACCCUCUAGGGAAAAUGUUUUAGAAAUGCAGAAUGACGAGAUUCCAUUGCUUGAACCAAGACCCGAUUGUACCGAAGACCUUUGCCCCCCUUUGGAACGUGUCAGCCUUUCAGUAUUCUAACUUUGAGAAAAACCUUGUUGCCAGUGCCCAACUUUGUACAGAAAUCAAUUAAUUGAUCCCAUAGGCUGAAUGUUGAUUUUGUUGUGAAGGUGAUUGACCAUUAUUCAGUUCUGAAGCCCGCAGACGAAGCUGUUGUUUCUGUCUGACUCUUAAGAUCUGUAGACGAAGUGAACACCUGUUCUGAGUUGGCACCUUUCAAAUUAAUUUCUAUCCCAUUUUUUAGAAAUGCCCUUCAAUAUUGUCACAUUAAAUCCAAGUAAGCUGCAGAUGUAGUGGUUUUGUAGUACAUGAAUGGCUUGAAUACCUUUGUGCUGUUCAUGAAGUGAUGGGAUUUGAGAUUCUCCCAGCUAGUACCCAUAAUUAGACCAGCCAGGUACAUCCUUCAGAAAGAGAGAAAUAAAGCAGCAAGUGCAUUCUGUUGCCAUCCUAACUGAGUAGCUGAUAUCUGGAUCCAGGUUACCAAUUUAUUAUUUGUAUCCUGACCCCAAUGUAAAGGGAAACAAACAAAUGGUUAGUUUGGAAAAAAAUAAAUAUUUCCAGUAAUAGUUGUGUAAUAAAUGAGAUUUCUCACUGUUUCAUAUACUUCCAGGAUAUUGAAUUUUUAAUGUUCAUUUCUGUUUUGUCAUUAAGAUUUCUUUUUCUUAAUUCAGAUCUAUAAAUCUGUAUCGAAGUCUGACUUUCUUCCUGAAUAAAUUAUUUCCUUUCUUAUGACCAAAAGGUAAAUUCUUGGGAGUUAUUAAAGAAGUAAUGCUUAUCAACCUCCUGAAUGUUCUCACGUUAGAAAGCUUUUAAUUGUUUAACAAAGCAUUAGUCAACUUGAUUAGAUUAGAUUACUUAGUGUGGAAACAGGCCCUUCAGCCCAACGAGUCCACACUGGCCCGCCGAAGC
Chiloscyllium plagiosum (whitespotted bambooshark) is the source of this 2519-nucleotide messenger RNA. RefSeq names its product exonuclease 3'-5' domain containing 1 (gene exd1). NCBI's taxonomy places the organism in Eukaryota, Metazoa, Chordata, Chondrichthyes, Orectolobiformes, Hemiscylliidae. Gene Ontology annotation, biological process: piRNA processing; nucleobase-containing compound metabolic process. Gene Ontology annotation, cellular component: PET complex. The record is from RefSeq and is a predicted model, not a curated record. Gene Ontology annotation, molecular function: nucleic acid binding; 3'-5' exonuclease activity.